Messenger RNA from Penicillium maclennaniae, 1677 nucleotides. RefSeq lists its product as uncharacterized. Lineage: Eukaryota; Fungi; Ascomycota; Eurotiomycetes; Eurotiales; Aspergillaceae. The record is from RefSeq and is a predicted model, not a curated record. The transcript is spliced from 4 exons. The coding region runs from base 1 to 1677 and encodes 558 amino acids.
AUGGUGCUCGCCCUCGUACUGGCCCUUGUAUCGGUCUGCUAUGCAGCUCAAUUGCCCAUAGUUGAUCUUGGUUACGAGCGGCACCGAGCCAUCUCAUUCAACCACACUCAUGGCUUGUAUAACUUUAGUAACAUUCGUUAUGCCGCACCGCCUCUGGGCGACUUGCGCUUCAGGGCCCCCAUGUUGCCUGAGCAGAAUCGGACACAGGUGCAAGAUGGUUCGGUAGGCCGACUUUGUCCGCAAGGCCUUCCUCUCUGGGAAGAGGAUAUCGAGCCUGCAUUCCUGCUGAGUUUGGUGGAAGGCACCAGCUUCAACCUCUCGACCAACGUUUCUUCGUAUCCGUAUAUCCCCCAGAAGAUGGACCCUCGGACCACCGAAGAUUGCCUGUUCCUGGACGUGAUUGUUCCCAAAAAGAUCUUUGAUCGAGCUCAGAACAAGACUUUCGUUCCGAGCAAGACCUUGGCACCAGUUCUGGUAUGGAUCUAUGGCGGUGGUUAUACCGAAGGAGACAAAAGCAUGUAUAAUCCCUCGGGCUUGAUCCAGGAAAGUACCGAAGGCGAUGGAAUCUUGUUCGUUGCGAUGAAUUACCGCUUGGGAGCCUUUGGCUGGCUUGCCGGUGAAUCUCUCACGAGCAACGGCACCGCGAAUGCAGCGCUACACGAUCAGCGCUUUGCUCUGGACUGGGUAUACAAGAACAUUCACUUGUUCGGCGGUGAUCCGAAAAGAGUCACAAUUAUGGGUGAGUCGGCCGGCGGUGGUUCCAUCAUGCACCAGAUCACAGCAUAUGGCGGAAAUGCCGGCCCGUCUCCGUUCCAGCAGGCGAUCGUACAGAGCCCAGGAUGGGUUCCUGUCCCCAACAAGACGCAGCCGGAGCAGACCCUGCAGCAAUUUUUGGGGAUCCUCAAUGUCAGCACGAUAGAAGAGGCGCGCCAAAUGUCGAGUGAGAAGUUGAUUGCUGCCAAUGCCUACCAAAUCGCCACGAAGGCAGACUGGGGCGAAUUCGUCUAUGGGCCCGUUGUGGAUGGUACUUUCGUGCCAGCUUUGCCCGGUCAACUUCUUUUGGAAGGCAAUUUCGACCGCAAUCUCAAUAUCAUGGUGGGCCACAAUGCAGAUGAAGGACUCGUUUUCACUUCUCCGGAUGCGCGCAACAGCAGUUGGGUGGCCACGUUCCUGGAACAGUAUUACCCCAAUAUCCGGCCCAAUGUUACCGAGUAUGUCACCAAUGUGCUGUAUCCGGCCAAGUACGAUGGAUCUUACGGCUACACCACUCCACUCGAGCGCGCCGCUUUCCUCAUCUCGGAGCUUAUCUUUGUUUGUAAUACAGACUAUAUUAAUCGAGCCUACCACGGCCACACAUAUGCCUAUGAGUUUAGCAUCCCUCCUGCGGUACAUGGCCAGGAUGUGCUGUACUCUUUCUACAACAAUGGCUCCAGUGCACUCAGCUCUUCACUCGAAGGAUUGUCCGUCACCAAUGUUACGGUCGCCGAGAUCAUGCAAGAGUACUUCACCAGCUUUGUGGUAACCGGCACUCCAAGAUCGGCUCUAGGCCCAACAUUCCCUUCGCACGGUCAGCGGGGCCAACUGAUGAACUUUGGCAACACCACCGUUCAGCCGAUGCGUGACACGAGCAACAACCCGCGCUGUCGCUUCUGGCAGACGGCGCCUUACGCGUCAUGA